Microbotryum saponariae is the source of this 1588-nucleotide messenger RNA. Lineage: Eukaryota; Fungi; Basidiomycota; Microbotryomycetes; Microbotryales; Microbotryaceae. The record is from the annotation of a GenBank genome assembly.
AUGACUCCGACCCCCUCUCUGACCGACCGACUGCCAACAUCAUACGACGCUCUAGAUUACGAGCGAACUUCCCUCACCCACGAAGACGUUCAGAACAUUGUCGAGGUCUACAACGCCUCCCUGACGACCUUAGCCAACAUCGUCGAUCAUCGCUCGGUUGCCGAUUUCGUUCGUCUACAGAAACCGGGGAACUACGGCGAAGUCGCACUGGCUACGGCGGCCGGUCAAGUCGCCAACAUAUGGCUUGUAGGCCGAAUCCGAACCAUUGAUCCUGCAGGGGGAAUCGUGCCAAAGAAGUAAGCGAAGCCACGUGUUACUGGAGAUCUACGCUAGCGCUAACCAAGAUGCCGCAAACUUCUAUACAUGCCCCUGAACAGCCAGCAAUGGCGCCUUGAGCGAGAUUGCGUCAGGCCUGAAGAUCUCGACCGGGAGAUUCGACUGGAGCUGUUCGAGUCCGACUCGGAGGUCGUAAAGUUUCGAAAUUGGCUCCAAGGAGGGGUGUCUCAAGCCCUUCAUCAGCACUGGAAACUUCCCAAGAAUCUUCAAGGUGAGCCGCUUGCUGUACUUAGGCGGUGUUAGGCGUGCGAGCAGGGUGCUGAUUCUGCUGCUGCUUCCCAUCGGCUACUUUAUAAUAGAACUUGCGGAAUUGGCAUCGCCAUUUGGGCGCAACUCAAACAGUGCAUACAUCCACCACCGUGUGGUGACCACAAAAGAGUGAGUGCGCGUUUUCCUCACCUACUAAGUUCCCGCAGAAGGGGCCAAACUAACACUGGUUUCACAAUGGCAUCCUCUGCAGCUGUUGGAAUCACGUCUUUGGCGGCGACAUCCCGUUCCCUGCCAGCAUCAAGGCCUCUAUCCGUCCUUGGCUGGGGACGGAUAGUGAGGAUCCGGCAAGGGAAAGGGAAUAUUUACAAUUUUGGAAGGAGCUGUUGCAGCUCCGCUUUCAAGGAAAACCGACGGAGCUGGCCGCGCCGACGCCCUUCCCGGUUUCCUUCGCAGACGACCCGAAUCGACAAAAAUACGCACACACAGUUCUGCAAGCAGUGGAUGUGUGUGGGAUUAUGUGCAACGUACAGAUACAUGUACACGAGGACAAGAGAAAAGAGCAAUGGAUUGGACGCUAUCAAUUGACCCCGGUGGCAGCCCGUAUCCAUGGUCGACUUGCCAGUACACCUCAGCCUGCUGCCAGCCGAUCGGUGAGUGCAGCGGUGGGCCCCCAUCAGCAUGGUCUCUUACUCUUGAACCAUGUUUUUUUUUUUUUGGAAAAUAAUAAUAAUACUGAGACCUCCUCGGCACCACGAUACCUGGGCACGCCUCAAAAUUCAUCGGCCAUUCAUUCGCCUGUGAAGAGGUCUGCGUACGAGGCCGAGUUCGAAUUGGACUUUGCUGACCUAACUAAUAACGGUAAGUGGAGACACCGAUGCGCCUAACACUAGGUCAUAAGUCAACCUGACAUGACCUUUCUUCACCCCCGGCGGCGCCUCCCCCUUUUGCAGCCAAAAAGAUCAAGUCGGACAGCGACAAUAGCAGCGCCGACUCGGACGAAGACGAAAUCGGCCUCGCGGGCUUCGGACACUUGGGCGCCUGA